Molecule: messenger RNA, 1489 nt
Organism: Sphaeramia orbicularis (orbiculate cardinalfish)
Lineage: Eukaryota; Metazoa; Chordata; Actinopteri; Kurtiformes; Apogonidae
Gene: suclg1
Product: succinate-CoA ligase GDP/ADP-forming subunit alph
Exons: 9
Coding region: 94-1068 (324 amino acids)
Biological process (GO): tricarboxylic acid cycle
Cellular component (GO): succinate-CoA ligase complex (ADP-forming); mitochondrion
Molecular function (GO): succinate-CoA ligase (ADP-forming) activity; succinate-CoA ligase (GDP-forming) activity
Source: RefSeq, a predicted model, not a curated record
UCCAAGCUCCUUUAUUUAUCGGGGAUAUUUGUGGUCUUCUAAAAUGCGUGUAUGGGGUCCUCAUUGUCCGGUGUCAUUGGUGAAUGACCGAAGAUGUCCCACAGCAGGUUGUUUGCCAGGCUGCUUUUGCAGCAGAGUGGAGUCAGACACUGUUAUACAGGAACAAGAAAGAACCUCUACAUCAACAAGAACACCAAGGUCAUCUGCCAAGGUUUCACAGGGAAGCAGGGAACGUUUCACAGUCAGCAGUCUCUCGACUAUGGCUCCCAGUUAGUGGGGGGUGUUUCCCCCGGUAAGGGGGGUAAGACGCAUCUCGGGCUGCCUGUCUUCAAUUCUGUAAAGGAGGCAAAGGAGGGCACAGGGGCUGAUGCCACUGUGAUUUAUGUCCCCCCUCCGUUCGCCGCAGCAGCGAUCAUCGAGGCCAUUGACGCAGAGAUACCCCUGGUGGUGUGCAUCACCGAGGGCAUCCCCCAGCAGGACAUGGUGCGAGUCAAACAUAAGCUUCUGCGCCAGGGUGCCACACGUCUCAUAGGCCCCAACUGCCCAGGGGUCAUCAAUCCUGGAGAAUGUAAAAUUGGGAUCAUGCCAGGUCACAUUCACAAGAAAGGGAGGAUUGGAAUUGUGUCUCGAUCGGGAACUCUGACAUAUGAAGCUGUGCACCAAACUACACAAGUCGGCCUGGGCCAGUCGCUCUGUGUUGGUAUUGGCGGGGACCCAUUCAACGGCACAAACUUCAUAGACUGUCUGGAGGUGUUCCUGCAGGACCCCAAGACUGAGGGCAUCAUCGUAAUCGGAGAAAUCGGAGGAAACGCUGAGGAGAAUGCAGCAGAAUACCUUAAAGAGCACAACUCUGGUGCAAAUGCCAAGCCUGUGGUGUCCUUCAUCGCGGGGCUAACUGCUCCUCCCGGGCGUAGGAUGGGCCACGCCGGCGCCAUCAUCGCCGGUGGAAAAGGCGGAGCCAAAGAGAAGAUUGCAGCCCUGCAGUCUGCUGGAGUUGUAGUCAGCAUGUCUCCUGCCCAGCUGGGCAGCACAAUGUUCAAGGAGUUUGAGAAGAGGAAGCUGUUGUAAAUUGCGUGAGAAGGCACCCGACUUUUCACCCCUCACCCCCCCCUCCGCUCCAAAAUUGAACAGAUGAACAGCCUGAACCUUAAGGUGGAAAUGCCCUACAGUGUCUAUAGACCACGAUUAUUUCAUCUGCAAAGCGCACAUGGAAUGUUUAUAUUGUAAUUUCUGCCAUGAUCUUGUACCUUGCACAUAAAGAGCGAAUAAAUAAUAACGUCUUCUGGUAUUCUAGGUAACUCAUUGUACACAGAGUGAACAUUUUAUAGAUGUCUUCUUUCUCCAUUACUCAACUUUUGACAGUUAAAGGAAACGAUGCCAUGGUAAAUUUGGUGAUCUGUUUGGUUCUGUUAUCCUCCUGCUGUAAGUUGUAUUCCAUCACACAUUUCACCGGCUGUCCACCUGAAUAAGAAAUAUUUCUCAGAUCAUU